UCAGCAUUUUAGCACCAGCCUAAGCACCAUCCCCAUAGGGCAUGCGAAGUAAAGGCCCAAGUGGGUCAUGCGACAUGCGUGCUUCCUUCUUUCACUUUUGAAACGUAUUCAAACGAAAAGGUUGUAGAUUAAAGUCAGUGUGUCGUGGUGUUAGGAAAAGAAUGGCCAAUGCAAGUUUAACCAAAGUAAAUGACCAGUACUGGGCUUCAGUUCAGAACAAGGUUAAAGAUUGGAUUCAGAAAACCGAUGCAGCAGUAUUAGUUUUAUAUAUUCCACAGCCAACAAAGCGUAAUCCCAUCCCCACUUUAAAGUUUGAAGGGUCAAGGAAGCUGAAAUGGGUGGUUGAGUCUGAUGAAGUGAGGAGUGUCAUCAGUCUGGCAUGUACUGGUCCUCCCCCUCCAGUGAAAUUAGUUAAAGAUGAGAUGGCGAACAUCGUCAUUCAACCAUGGACGAUGCAGGUGAAGAGGUGUAUUAUCUCUAACUUGGUUAGGCAUUAUAUGGAAUUGAAGUAUGAUAGGAAGAGGGAUAUUUGGGGGUAUCCAUCCCUUAAACCAGAGUGGUGGCCAGAGGAAAUUGAGUACAUUUCCCCAAAUGAAAGACGGACUGUUGACAAACCAUUGAGUAAUAUUAAGAUGGAUCAGAUUCUUGAUUCAUACGUAGAGUGGAAGAAUUCAAAUGGUAGCAGUAGUAAGGAUUUUAAAGAAGGAAGUGGAGAGGUAUUGGAGGAGGUAAGUGGCAGUGAGGAAGUCAUUCCAGGUGCUUCAAAUGAAACACCUGGUAUGAAUUCUUCUCUGCCUGCCUCUCCAACAUUGAGUGUUGGAGAGGGUUUCUUUUCAGGUGAUCCAGGGAGUAUGGAUGAGGAAAGAACUGAGUCUGAAAUGGAGAUGACACACGAUCCAGCAUAGUUAGA
Messenger RNA from Saccostrea cuccullata (small rock oyster), 910 nucleotides. RefSeq lists its product as uncharacterized. The record is from RefSeq and is a predicted model, not a curated record. NCBI's taxonomy places the organism in Eukaryota, Metazoa, Mollusca, Bivalvia, Ostreida, Ostreidae. The transcript has 9 exons. Bases 162 to 905 code for a protein of 247 amino acids.